This is a messenger RNA of Diabrotica balteata, 2038 nucleotides long. The record is from the annotation of a GenBank genome assembly. Lineage: Eukaryota; Metazoa; Arthropoda; Insecta; Coleoptera; Chrysomelidae.
CUUAUUUGUUUUGCUUUUGUGUCACAUAGUUUUUCAGAGUGUUACGGAAGCUAACAAAAUGGAUGCUGAAGAAUUUAGAAAGGAAGGUAAAAUACUUAUAGAUUACAUCGUAAACUAUUUGGAAAACAUACGAGAAAGGCGCGUUUUUCCCGAUAAGAAACCUGGGUUCAUCGGCGAACAAAUUCCCGACUCAGCCCUGUAGAGGGAGAAAAAUGGGCUAAUAUUUUUAAGGACGUCGAAAAAAUCGUGAUGCCUGGCGUCACUCACUGGCAGAGCCCCCACAUGCACGCUUACUUCCCGGCACUGAACAGCUACCCGUCAAAUGUUGGGGGAGAUGAUCACAAAUGCAAUAAAUUGUUUAGGAUUCACUUGGGCUUCUAGUCCAGCAUGUACAGAACUUGAAAUGAUGGUGAUGAACUGGUUAGCGAAAAUGAUUGGGUUACCCGACGAUUUUCUGCAUAAAAAAGGUGGAACGGGAGGAGGAGUUAUACAGACAACAGCAAGUGAAAGCACGCUCAUUAGUCUUCUAGCAGGUCGAUACGUUGCCUUGAAGCUCUAUAUGGACCUCUAUCCAGACGCCAGUAAACACGAAAUCCAUGGCAAACUGGUAGCUUACUGCUCUGAUCAAGCACAUUCCAGUAUCGAAAAGGCAGCCCUGAUAGGUCUUGUAACAUUACGAUAUAUCGAAUCGGAUGAAAACUACUCUAUGAGGGGGAAGGAUCUUCAAAAUGCCAUAAAGGAAGAUAGAGAUAAUGGUCUUAUUCCCUUUUGGGUGUGCGCUACUUUAGGAACCACAGGAUCAUGCGCAUUUGACAAUUUAGACGAAAUUGGAGCAGUAUGCCAAAAGGAACUGUUAUGGUGCCACGUCGACGCAGCUUACGCAGGAUCUGCUUUUAUUUGUCCAGAACACAGGGUUUGGUUGAAGGGAAUAGAUAAAGUGAACUCUAUAGCAUUUAAUCCUUCAAAGUGGUUGAUGGUUCAUUUUGAUUGUACGGCUAUGUGGGUCAAAAAUAGUGGUGCUUUACAUGGUGCAUUCAACGUCAACCCUCUCUAUUUAACACAUGAAUACUCAGGUUUUGCGAUAGAUUUUAUGCAUUGGCAAAUUCCUCUGAGCAAAAGAUUCCGUGCUCUGAAGCUGUGGUUUGUUAUAAGAAACUAUGGAAUAAGUGGAUUGCAAGAGCACAUCCGCAAGGGAGUGCGUCUAGCGGAAAAAUUCGAGUCUUUACUCCGAGGGGACAGUCGAUUCGAAAUUCCAUGCUCUAGACAUCUAGGUCUGGUUGUUUUUCGACUAAUUGGGGACAAUGUCAUAACAGAAACUCUCUGGAAAAGACUAAACGCCAGAGGAAAGAUUCACUGCGUACCAGCAAGCUUAAAAGGAAAAUAUGUUAUAAGGUUCACAGUUACUUCUCCGAGGUCGACUGUUGAGGAUAUUAUCGUAGCUUGGAAAGAAAUUGUUACAGUUGCUGAUGACUUACUAAAGGAAAAGGCUGCAAUAUCGGCUAGAUCGAAAGUUCCUCUUGCAGAAACGCGUGAUAGAAAUGAAAAUUUUGGCACCAGUCUCCUCUUGUCAAACAUUCCUACUUCUCCCAAGAUAGUGAACGGUUCAUUUGCAGCAAUAUACGAUCAAGGAGACGUAUUGGAUGAGUUUUUGAAGACUAUUCGACUAAGAAAAGAUGCCAAAGACAGUCCAGCAAUGCGAAGAAGAAUAAAAGGGAUCUUGAUGUCAGGAAAGCAGUUCUCCUUAGAUUCAAGAUUAGAUCUUUUUCACGGCAUUGAAUCUACCAGUCGAUCGGAAACUAGUGAAAAACUGCCAUUACUUGAAGACACUAACGAAACAGAAGACACUAGUUGUGCAGAAAGCGACUUUGAGUGUCUGCAAUCACCUGUCAGUGAACCUCUGGACCUUCCAUACCACAGCCAAAACAGAUCCAAAUCAGUCGAUCAACAAGCGGUCAACUUCAUCGAAAUGAAGCAAGUCUGCACAAAGUGUGGUCACUUUGUUAACGGUUUCCCAACGAAAGAAGAGGAAUCAACUUAA